AUGUUCCAGCGACUCAAGGGCGCAAUCGAUCGCACCAUCGCCGAGGAGCAAGCAAGGCAAAGAGCAGGUCUCGAAGCUACCGGGCCUGCGUCAACUCCAGGAAGUGCCCCACGUCGAUCCCGAUCGUCGAGCACCGCGGGGACUCAAUCCCCCGCCCGGCGCCCUCGGCCGACAAAGAAAGCUAGUCAAGACAUCACGUCGAGAGAUACGAACGGCGAAGGAACCAAUCCUGAUCCCGCUGUAUUCGAGGCCGCCUUUGUCAUUGACGAUAUGGACGACUCGACCGUUCCCUCGAGAGUAGCGACACCAUCCUCGGCGGACAAUGAAACAGGGGCUGGUAUUUCCAGGAGAGCUACUCCGCAGCCUGGUGCUGGCGCUCCUCUCAAUGGGGCAGCUGACCCAUUAGCAACUGGCGACAAUGGGGAAGCCAACAAGGCCAGCGUGGAACCCGCAACUGCGGUCGGCCCAGCCGGUGCCUAUGUGCCAUCCGAGUUGCCGCCGGAUGUGCGAGCCCGGCUGCGGAAGCUGGAAAAGCUGGAGAAGACUUAUCCAGAACUCCUUCGAUCAUACCGUAUCGCGCACAGUCGGGCGACAUCCAUAGAACCGUUCGAGAAGGCCCUCAAGGAGAACACCCCGCUCACCUCUAUCAAGGACCCCGAAGCCCUGGUCGAGUACUUGAAUCAGAUCAACUUAAAAGGCGACAUGGUGAUGGGAGAGCUCAAGCGCGUCACCGCUGAAAAGGAUGACUACAAGAAAAAGGCGGAGGAGUUCAAUCUAGCGCUGGGGGUCUUGAAGGAGGAAGUUGCUGCCCUGAAGACCGCUCAACCGGAGACGGCCCUGGCGUCAAAGUCGGGCGAUACCGCAAAUGCGACCGAGACGGGAUCCACCAAGACGGAGGAUAAAUCGCCAACAGGUGCAGGGGCGGAAGGCAAAAACGGGGAGAACUUCUUUUCGUAUGACGACGAGAUUCCUCAACUGCAGGCCGAGAUCCGCAAAAAGUCGGAAGAGGCGGAACAGCUCCAGGCCGAAGUCAAAACUUUGACGGAUGAACUUUCUCUCGCCAAGGAAAACAGCGCUGGUCUUGUCGAGAGCCUUGAGAAUACAGCCAGGGAAUUAAGCGAAGCGAAAGACGCCGUCGCAGUAAAGGCCUCUGUCGAAACACAAUUAGAGGCCAGGAACAUGGAAAUCUCGACACUGACCGAACGCCUCGAUAAGGCACAAACGAAGCUGAAGGAUCUCGAGGCGCAGGCCGAAAAAGCCAAGAGCGAGGCAGCCGCGACGGUCAAGGAGAAGACUACGCAGCUCACCACCUCUACUUCUCGGAACAAGGAACUGGAAACCGAGCUGAAGAAGGCCGGGGAGGCCAAGAAUAAGAAAAAGAAGAAGGGCGGCGCGUCCACCGCGGCUACCGCAGUAGAGCCCGCCCCGAGCGAGGCGUCAACAACCGAUCAACGGCCCGCAUCGCCGGCGGAAGGCUCAACUGGUGAGGAACUUCAAGCGGAGUUGAGUCGUCUACAGGAAGAACUGGCAGACAAGGACCAACGGAUUGAGAAGCUAUCAAAACAACGCAAGACGGAAGAAGACCUGCGCGAGGAGAUUGAGAACCUCCAAGAGAAUUUGAUGGUCAUUGGCCAGGAUCACGUCGAGGCAAAGGAGAGGAUCAAGGAGCUCGAGGCCGAGAAGAAGGCAUUGCAAGAGCGUAUCUCAGAGCUGGAGAAGGAAGCCGAAUCUUCAGCAGCAGCAGCCAAGGGCAGCAGCGAACUUCAAAUCGAAUACAAGUCCUUGAAGGAAGAGUUUGAGAACCUCAACAUGAAGUCCUCGACACUACAGUCUGAUCUGGCUGCCGCGCAACAGCUAGCUCAGACUCGGUACAAAGAUCUCACCUCGCUUAGAGAAGUCCUCCAGAAAGCCCAGCCCGAACUGAAGAGCCUGCGGCAAGACUCGGUCGCACUCAAGACCACACGGGAAGAACUAGCAGCGAAGAACACCGAGUUGCGUAACCUCGAAAAGCGCGAGAAGGAGCUGAAGACGGAGCUUUCCAGGGCACAACGCCUCGCCACAGAUCGCGAGGCCAGAGAAGAGAAGACCUCGCGCGAACUCCAACGCGUGCAAGACGAGGCUGCUAAGCUACGGCCACGCAUCCGCGAACUCGAAGACGAAGCGACCCGCCUCAAAAAGGAUCAGGAAAGUCCUCCGAGAAGAAAUGGAGCUCAAGACCAACCACUCAAGGAGAGCCAGUCGCAGUGCGAGAGCCUGGACGAGGAGCUGGCCGAGGCGCGCAAGAUGCUCGGCGAACGUACGCGCGAGGCCGAGACCAUGCGCCGCCUGCUCGCCGACGUGGACGAGCGUGCCGACGCCAAGGUGCGCGAUAUGCGCGCCAAGAUGGACGCCGCCGUCGAGGAGCGCGACCGGCUCGAAGACGAAUCCAGUGCGCUGGCGCGGCGCAAGACCAGGGAGACGGAGGAACUGAGACAGAAGGUCCGGGAUCUCGAACGCGAGGUCAAAGCGCUUGCGAGCGAAAAGGACGAUCUGGAGCAGAAGGAACGCGAGUGGCGGCGGAGGAGGGAGGAGCUGGAGGCGUACGAGGAGCGGGCCGGGGCCGAGGUCACCGAGAUGCGGACUACCGUGUCGAAUCUGAGGUCGACGCUCGACGGGUCGGAGCAGCAGGUCCGGGAUACGGAAAAGAAGAAUGGCGAGCUGCGACGGGCGUUGGAUGACUACCGAUUGCGCUACGACAAACUCGCCAAGGAGUCCAAGGCGCUGCAGGCGAAGCUGUCGUCGCCAGUUGUUGCCAGCUCGGGGCGGAGUUCCAUAGACUCGACCCGGUCCGGCAGUUUGAACGGCUCCGGAUCCCAGCAAGGCGGUGGCAGCCAGGAUGCCAUGUACUUGAAGACAAUUCUGUUGCAGUUCCUGGAGCAGAAGGACAACAGGUUGCGGGCGCAGCUAGUGCCGGUGCUGGGGAAGCUCCUCAAGUUCGACAAGUGA
Molecule: messenger RNA, 2985 nt
Organism: Chaetomium globosum CBS 148.51
Lineage: Eukaryota; Fungi; Ascomycota; Sordariomycetes; Sordariales; Chaetomiaceae
Exons: 6
Coding region: 1-2985 (994 amino acids)
Cellular component (GO): Golgi apparatus
Source: RefSeq, a predicted model, not a curated record